AUGGCGAGAACAGUUGACAGAAGCCGUAAACUAAUAACGAAUUUACCAAGAGAUCCUGAUAAUUAUGGACGGAGGAGAAAGCUGUGGACGACCGCAGUGUCCAACAACCCGGGACAAACGUGCCAUAAUACGUGCCAUAGCGUCAAAUUCAAGCUCGACUGCGAGACAAAUCGCAGAGAAAGCUGA
Heterotrigona itama is the source of this 186-nucleotide messenger RNA. Lineage: Eukaryota; Metazoa; Arthropoda; Insecta; Hymenoptera; Apidae. The record is from the annotation of a GenBank genome assembly.